AUGUUGUAUGUUAUUGGCCUUGGACUGUCUGACGAGACAGAUAUUACUGUCAAAGGAUUAGAAGCCGUCAAGAGAUCCGAACGUGUUUAUUUAGAAGCUUAUACUUCUAUCUUGACUGUUGGCAAAGAGAAACUCGAAGCUUACUAUGAUAAAGAAGUCAUCGUCGCCGAUCGUGAAAUGGUCGAGUCAGACAGUGACACCAUUCUUGCCAAUGCAGACAAAAUUGACGUCUCUUUCUUGGUUGUGGGUGAUCCUUAUGGCGCCACGACUCAUACCGACUUGGUCAUUCGUGCUCGUGAACUCGGUAUUCCCGUCAAGGUGAUUCAUAAUGCCUCUAUUAUGAACGCUGUUGGUGCUUGUGGCCUUCAACUUUAUAAUUUUGGACAGACCAUUUCCAUCGUCUUUUUCACAGAGACGUGGCGUCCAGAUAGCUUUUAUGAUCGUAUCAAAGAAAACCAUCAGUUUGGACUUCACACCCUCUGCUUAUUGGAUAUCAAAGUAAAGGAACAAAGUAUUGAAAAUAUGGCAAGAGGCCGUCUCAUUUAUGAACCACCUCGUUAUAUGACCGUCAACCAAGCUGUGGAGCAACUGUUGGAAAUUGAAGAAAAACGUGGAGAAGGUGUUUGCAAACCCGAUGCGCUGGCGAUAGGGUGUGCACGUAUCGGCACAGAGACUCAAAAGAUCGUUGCGGGCACACUUGAGGAAUUGGUUGAUGUUGACUUUGGUGGGCCUCUUCAUUCGCUUGUUCUUGUCGGCAAGCGUAUGCAUGAAAUGGAAGCUGAAUUUGUAAAGGAAUAUGCUUGCAAUCCUGAAACAUUUGAUAUGAUUGUCAAAAGAGAUUAUGCUCAUUAA
This is a messenger RNA of Rhizopus microsporus ATCC 52813, 852 nucleotides long. RefSeq names its product Diphthine synthase. The record is from RefSeq and is a predicted model, not a curated record. Bases 1 to 852 code for a protein of 283 amino acids. Lineage: Eukaryota; Fungi; Mucoromycota; Mucoromycetes; Mucorales; Rhizopodaceae. The transcript has 3 exons. Gene Ontology annotation, molecular function: diphthine synthase activity. Gene Ontology annotation, biological process: protein histidyl modification to diphthamide.